GCUGCGCGUCUGCUUCUCCUUCUCGUGUUUCUCCUGCCGCCCUAAUCCCGCCUCGGCCAUGAGGGAAAUCGUGCUCACGCAGACAGGGCAGUGCGGGAACCAGAUCGGCGCCAAGUUCUGGGAGGUGAUCUCUGACGAACAUGCCAUCGACUCCGCUGGCACCUACCACGGGGACAGCCACCUGCAGCUGGAGCGCAUCAACGUGUACUACAACGAGGCCAGCGGUGGCAGAUACGUGCCCCGCGCUGUGCUCGUGGAUCUGGAGCCGGGCACCAUGGACUCUGUGCGCUCGGGGCCCUUCGGGCAGGUCUUCAGGCCAGACAACUUCAUCUUCGGUCAGUGUGGGGCCGGAAACAACUGGGCCAAGGGGCACUACACAGAAGGCGCGGAGCUGAUGGAGUCAGUGAUGGACGUUGUCAGAAAGGAGGCUGAGAGCUGUGACUGUCUGCAGGGUUUCCAGCUGACCCACUCCCUGGGUGGGGGGACUGGGUCUGGGAUGGGUACCCUUCUCAUCAGUAAGAUCCGGGAGGAGUACCCAGACAGGAUCAUAAACACAUUCAGCAUCCUGCCCUCGCCCAAGGUGUCGGACACCGUGGUGGAGCCCUACAACGCCACCCUCUCAGUCCACCAGCUCAUAGAAAACGCGGAUGAGACCUUUUGCAUAGAUAACGAAGCGCUAUAUGACAUAUGUUCCAGGACCCUAAAACUGCCCACACCCACCUAUGGUGACCUGAACCACCUGGUGUCUGCUACCAUGAGUGGGGUCACCACGUGCCUGCGCUUCCCGGGCCAGCUGAAUGCUGACCUGCGGAAGCUGGCCGUGAACAUGGUCCCGUUUCCCCGGCUGCAUUUCUUCAUGCCCGGCUUUGCCCCACUGACCAGCCGGGGCAGCCAGCAGUACCGGGCCUUGACUGUGGCUGAGCUUACCCAGCAGAUGUUUGAUGCUAAGAACAUGAUGGCUGCCUGUGACCCCCGUCACGGCCGCUACCUAACGGCGGCUGCCAUUUUCAGGGGUCGCAUGCCCAUGAGGGAGGUGGAUGAACAAAUGUUCAACAUUCAAGAUAAGAACAGCAGCUACUUUGCUGACUGGCUCCCCAACAAUGUAAAAACAGCCGUCUGUGACAUCCCACCCCGGGGGCUAAAAAUGUCGGCCACCUUCAUUGGGAAUAAUACGGCCAUCCAGGAACUCUUCAAGCGUGUCUCAGAGCAGUUUACAGCAAUGUUCAGGCGCAAGGCCUUCCUCCACUGGUACACGGGCGAGGGCAUGGAUGAGAUGGAAUUCACCGAGGCUGAGAGCAACAUGAACGACCUGGUGUCUGAAUAUCAGCAAUAUCAGGAUGCCACGGCCGAGGAGGAGGAGGAGGAGGAGUAUGCUGAGGAGGAGGUGGCCUAGAACUCUCCUUUUCUAGGUAAAGGGGGGAAGCAGUGUGGAUUCUUCACUGUGUUCUGACAGCCAUGUGUCACUAUGCGCUUGUUAAUUUGUGUCUUCACAUCUUCUGCUGCAUUUUAAAGCAUUUCUAUAGUGUACAGUUUUGACUAAUAAAGUACUCUCACAGCAUCUGGUUUCACCUCCAUCUUCUUUCCAUGGGCCCUCUGGCUACUGCUGCCAGAUGCGCAUAGUUGUCCUUCAAGGCGGAAGCUGUCUGGGUUUAUCACAUGCCCAGGAACAAGCAUUCCAGUGGCUCCAGAAGGGCUCAGCAUGGGCUGUGGACAUGGCAGGCAGGCUUCACAUGAACUUGGGGAUGCCCUGGGCCUUGGGCAGCGACAUGGUGGAAAACCUGUUCCUGAAGGCAAGCCUUAGCUUAUCCCAAGUACCAAACUUCUAGGGGACCAGCUGGCCAUGUUUCUGGAAUUUUAAAAGGGGUCAGUGAACCCUGGUGGACAGUGUCCCCAAAGUCCCAUCUCGGGGUAGGAAUGUGGUCAGACGGCUGGCUCUGAACCAGCAAUGAAGGGUGGGCAAGUGGGUCCCCAGCCACUCCAUCACCACGAUGGCCUGGGUGUGUUUGUGUGGCCUCAUUCUCUUAAUGAGGUGGGUAUGGGAUAUCUGGCAGGGACUAGGCAGGAGUCAAGCCCAGUGUCUGCUAACAUGCACUGAACCCUAUGUAGAAGGGGAUUACGUCCUGGGGCCGUAGAUGGUGGUUGCUGGGCCAGUGACAUGCACUGAACCCUAUGUAGAAGGGGGUUAGGUCCUGGGGGUGGUAGAUGGCAGUUGCUGGGCCUGUGUGCUCAGGGCAGUCCCUCCAAAGGCACAGAUGGGGUUUCUGAACAGGACCUGGGGAGACAGGCAGGUGCGCACAAAUGCUGCUUCCCCCAACUGGCAACCAGUGAGAAAAACGCCUGAGUGGAGGUCUGACCUGCCCCAGUCUGGAGGGCUGAUGCUCUUUGGAAAGGUGGCUAAUGCAUACUGUCUGCUGUCUCCCUGUCCCCCACUCCAAAACUUCAGGGCAAAAAUAAUCCAAGAUUGUCAGGAUGAGCCUGGUGAGGGUGGCACCUUUGGGGACAGGCCCUUCAGCCUGGCAAAGUCUCCUCCCCAGGCUUCUUGGGGAGCCUGGACUGCAAAAGCCUGCUUUGGGGAAGCUGUCAAAUGAGAGCUGUGUGUGUGAGCUGGGUGCUGGGCAGCAUGCACGGACAGUGUUCUUCUCCCUGGCUCUUGUAGAACUUGUCCAUGGCCUGUGUGAUGGUCUCUUGGUAAUUCCCACCCCCACCCCCAGCCCUAUCGCACAGAUAAGAUGAAGCCAGCAUUGCCUGGGUGUGGGCAGAUGUACAGGUUCUACUCCAGGUCCCCUGGGAAUGCCCACCUGCCUCCGACGUGUCAGGGAAAACAGGUGAGGCCCCUUCUUGUUCUCUGAAUGUUGUCAAUGGUCUAUUGCAGCCAAAUGGGAACGGGCAGGCAGGAAAGUGUCUCAUCUCGAAAGAAGUGGCUCCUAGAAGCAGCUGGGAGGUGGGAGAGGUCCCCCAUACUCGCCCAACCUGUUCUAGGAGCAGGAAAAGGGCCUCUGUGACAGCCCCUCUCAGUGGCUGUCACUGUCUGAGGGGUGUCCUUGCCCAACCCAGGUGAGCACCCAUCUGAGAUGGUCUUGCAUGGACCUGGUUAGGAAGGUUCAGCUUCAGCAACCACCGGAACCUGCCCACACCUGGUGUCUCCACUCACGCGUGGGGCUAGAUGUUCCUCCCUCCUGUAGUGGUACAGCCAGACUGGCAGAGGGGGCAAGCACCGCUGCAGUUCCCACCUGGGUCUGAGCGGGAGGGGUGGGGGGUCAGGCUUGGUGCCCAUGUAUUUCCCAACUACCUGGUUCCAUGUGGGGGCUUCAUGGACAGGAGUGGUGCUUUUCCAGGCCUCUUUUCCACAUGCCAGCUAUAGGCCCAGGUUUCCCAAGUUUCUGGAGCCCCUCUUCCAGCCUGGCAAGCAAGUCGUGUUGUAGGGGAAGGACAUCAAGCCUACAGGCAGCAGAACCUGUCUAGGUAUGUUCUCUCCACCUGGAGGCCCCUGGUUGUUUACCUCUUUGGGUGAGAGUCAGCUUAGGAUCUCAACAUUCUUGUAGGACUCCAGAACUGUACAGACAGGGGCCCAGGAGGGAACAGGGGCUGGGACUGGCAGCUAACCAGAGUGGUGGGAGUUGUAGGGCUCAGUUUGGUCUUUCGGGGAAUUCAGGGAGGCUUGGAUUUGCUGAAGCUCUAGAUGAGCUUGGGCUUGGAUAUGGAAACAGCAUAGAGCAGGGGCCCUUCUGCACACUGGACUCUGAGUAGUUGCACCCUGGUGCAUCCACAGGUGUUCCCCACCUGGAGCACAGCUGUGGAUAGAAGCCGGGAGAGCUGUGGAGGGAAGAGGAGGAGGAGGGAGUCUCAGGGCAGCCCCAGCAUCCAGGCAGGGCCUCUGCAAGUGAGAUGCAGAUCCCGCCUGUUGGCCACUUAGCAGCUGCUCGGUCGGCUGCAGAUCACCUGUCCUCUGUUCACCAGUAAAUGGGGGUUGCAGCAGCACUUACCUUCUGGGACUCCUGCAGAUUGAAGGGGCAGCACACGCCACGUGCUGAGAAAGCGCCGAACUCAAGCAAGCUUCUCCAAGAGCACCACAUCAGAUUAACACCCAACCUGUACGGGACACCACCAAAUCUCCCCACCCCUCAUUCCAACGGAAGAAAAGGGAGUCUCUGUCCUAGGGGAGCAAGCACAGGCCUAUUUAUGCAGUGGGCACAUGGCCCAGGUGGGGGAAAGGCUCUUGGAUACAUGCUGGUUUCACCAACCAUCUGUGCGUUGGGCUUGGCCUGGACACCUGUACCCCAGGAGGCCGGCAGCCCCCUGCAUGGGAGAGGACUGGGAGGUGGGUGGGAGGGCUGAGCUUUGAGGGAAGCCAUUAU
This is a messenger RNA of Gorilla gorilla gorilla (western lowland gorilla), 4355 nucleotides long. RefSeq names its product tubulin beta-8 chain. Gene Ontology annotation, biological process: microtubule-based process. Bases 59 to 1393 code for a protein of 444 amino acids. Gene Ontology annotation, cellular component: microtubule. The record is from RefSeq and is a predicted model, not a curated record. The transcript is spliced from 4 exons. Gene Ontology annotation, molecular function: structural constituent of cytoskeleton; GTPase activity; GTP binding. Lineage: Eukaryota; Metazoa; Chordata; Mammalia; Primates; Hominidae.